Molecule: messenger RNA, 1170 nt
Organism: Penicillium odoratum
Lineage: Eukaryota; Fungi; Ascomycota; Eurotiomycetes; Eurotiales; Aspergillaceae
Exons: 1
Coding region: 1-1170 (389 amino acids)
Source: RefSeq, a predicted model, not a curated record
AUGGCUUCUCCCCGCUGUUAUCGCUGUAAAGUUCGGUCUCUGGAGUGUCAAUACCACCAUAUAUCGACCAUCAAUCCACAACCUGAUUCAGAACUCAAAUCUGAUCCGCAAAUUUUGGCGAACCCUGUCGACAUCGAUGAGCCAUCUGUAGAUAGUUCUCUUUCGCAAAUCGCGUCGAAUGGUGACCUUUCUCUCCAAGAUCCACAGAUAAACAUCACACUCCCAGCUUUCCCCGACUAUAAUCUCGACUGGCAGGAUAUAAUGGGAAGCAUCCAGGACUUCUCGGUGCCUGAUCAAAUAGGUAUCAUUGAAUCCCCCAGCAAAAGUGUGCUGGCAGGUGAAAUCUACCAAGAACGAAUUGUUUACUCUGUUGAACGACUGAAGUCUAUGCCAAGGCUUUUCGCUAUCGAAGGUCAAACGCCUUUUAUACACAAAAAUCUAUAUGAGAUACAUCCACCUUGCGCUAUCACGGAUGCUCUAGCCGCUUGCGCGCUAUAUACUCAGAAAAAUGAGGCGAAUCAGGGGCUUGUCUAUCGUAGUCUCAGUCAACAGGCGGACCGCCUAGUGAAAAACUAUGCGAGUUUCUCUGCAAUAGAGCAGCUCGCCUCUGUGCAAGCCAUGGCUCUUUUACAAAUCAUUCGGUUUUUUGAUGGAGAUAUCCGUCAGCGAGCUGAUGCCGAAAAGAUUGAACCUCUUUUCGUUGAGUGGAUACGCCAUCUGCAGAAUCGAUUACAGCAACUCGGGGACAGUGAAAGUGACAGCAGUGGAAAUACCAUGCGGCUGGAUUUGAGUCAAACGGCAGAUACGUGGCAAAACUGGCUAUAUAUGGAAAGCCUCCGCCGAACCAUCAUUGUGGGAUAUACUUUGCAGGGGCUUUAUUGCUUUCUCAAGAACGGAUGGGACGAAUCGCAUCAUGAGUUCAAUAGUCUAUCUUUUUAUGCGCAAAAAGCACUGUGGAGUGCAACAUCAGAGUUCCAGUGGAAGUUGUCUUUGAAGGAAUAUCUCGCUCUCCCGAUUCGAUUCAAUCAAUGGGAUGCAGAUAUAUCAAAUGUCACGCCAAUGGAUAUUGAUGAGCUUGGUAUGAUAAUGAUGGCUUUAGUCAAAGGCGUUGACUACUGUUCUCAGUGGGCUGGGGUCAGUUUUGUUGAGACAUUUGGCCUGGUGUCAUAA